AUGGCCCUCCUUAAGACUCUCGGACUUAUCGCCCUCGCUGCCACAGCUUCUGCCCUUCCUCAGGGCUACUGGCCCACUGCAACUACUUCUGUCGUUAGCACGACGACUCCGUCCGCAUCUGCCUCGUCCUCGGCCUCAGCCUCAGCCUCUUCCACCAGCAGCACUGGCAGCGGUAUCAACAUUGUGAACAACAUGGACCAGACUAUCUACAUCUGGUCCACCUCGGACUCCACCAGUGACAUGCAGACUUUAAGCUCCGGCGGUGGCACCUAUACUGAGAGCUGGCGCACCAACUCCGACGGUGGUGGUAUCUCAAUCAAGAUGGCCACCUCUGAGAGCGAAGACAGUGUGCUGCAGUUCGAGUACACCAAGGGUGAUGACACUCUCUGGUGGGAUCUUUCUUCUAUCAAUCUUGCUUCGGACUCGUCGUUUAUUUCAUCCGGUUUCGGUGUCACCACUGAUGACUCCAGCUGUUCGUCUGCGACGUGCUCUGCUGGAGACACCGAUUGUGCCGAUUCAUACCAGCAGUCGGAUGAUGUGGAUACUUUCAGUUGUUCGACCUCUGCUGCUUUCACCCUGAACUUGGGUUAA
Penicillium waksmanii is the source of this 591-nucleotide messenger RNA. Its product is annotated as Secreted thaumatin-like protein calA. The transcript has a single exon. The record is from RefSeq and is a predicted model, not a curated record. Lineage: Eukaryota; Fungi; Ascomycota; Eurotiomycetes; Eurotiales; Aspergillaceae. Bases 1 to 591 code for a protein of 196 amino acids.